Wasmannia auropunctata (little fire ant) is the source of this 2521-nucleotide messenger RNA. Its product is annotated as neogenin-like. Gene Ontology annotation, cellular component: membrane. Gene Ontology annotation, biological process: cell-cell adhesion. The transcript has 13 exons. The record is from RefSeq and is a predicted model, not a curated record. Bases 110 to 2131 code for a protein of 673 amino acids. Gene Ontology annotation, molecular function: protein binding. NCBI's taxonomy places the organism in Eukaryota, Metazoa, Arthropoda, Insecta, Hymenoptera, Formicidae.
GAUGUCGUCAAAAAAACAGUGUAUAUCUAGGGUUAAGAUGUACCGCGUGUCUCGACUUUGGACUUUAUCUGAGUUGAAUGCAGAGUGUGUUUAGAGGAACUUGCAAUAAAUGUUGUGUGUUUUCCAGAGUAUUAUCAUAAGAUGGGAGCCUCCGCUUGAGGGACAGAACGGGAUCAUCACGGGUUAUAGAAUACGCUAUCGCAGAUAUCCGCACGAUCCCCGAUCCGGGGACAGGCGGUCCCCGAUCACGGUGACAACUGAGGGAAAUCAACGUUUGUACGUGCUUACCGGGCUCGAAAAGCACGUUGUGUAUCAAGUCCGCAUAUGUGCCUUUAACGUCAAUGGAACUGGGCCUUGGACAGAAUGGACGAAAAUAGAGACGUACGAGAACGAUUUGGACGAGACGAAAGUACCUAACGCACCCAGUAAUGUGAGAGUGAAUGCUAUGGCGGAUUAUAUACAGGUAUCGUGGCAUCCCCCGAAGGAUCAGAGCAUCAAAAUAAGAAAGUAUAAGUUAGGCUGGGGCAAGGGAUAUCCCGAUGUCGAGAUACAGGUUCUUGACGGAAAGCAACGAUCUUACACUAUUAAGCCUAUAGAACCAACAACGGAGUACGUAAUAUCUUUAAGAGCAACGAACAAUGUUGGCGAUGGUCAACCAGCGUAUGCAAAUGUAAGGACUUCCGAGCGUAUUGUACUUGAAUCCGCAGUGCCUUUAAUACCACCCGUUGGCCUUAAAGCUAUCGUGCUCUCGGCUUCUACCGUUGUACUGUACUGGACAGACACGACCUUAUCGAAAAGUCAAUAUAUCACCGAUAGUCGAUACUACGUGGUGCGUUAUACGUUCUACCAUCACAGCAGCAGCCCGAGAUACAAAUACUAUAACGCCACUGACCUCAACUGUAUGAUUCACGACUUAAAGCCCAACACUCAGUACGAGUUUACGGUUAAACUGGUCAAGGGUAAACGAAGCUCGCCGUGGAGUAUGGUCGUUCUAAAUCAAACGCAAGAGGCUGCUCCUAGUUCGGCCCCUCGGGAUCUGACCAUUCAAACCGUCGAGGAUCGUCCGACUUCCGUUCUGCUGCGAUGGCAGCCCCCUAAGCAGCCCAACGGACAAAUCACAGGAUAUCUCGUAAUUUAUUCCACCGACAACACGAAAUGGGAUCGCGAUUGGCUGGUCGAGGGUGUCAUCGGCGACAAGGUGGACGCUAUCGUGAAGAGUCUGCAGCCUAACACAAUGUAUUACUUCAAGAUGCAAGCCCGUAAUUCCAAGGGAUAUGGGCCGUUCUCUACGACAGUCUCAUUUAAAACGCCACAAAGCAAUGGCAUGGAUGAUGAAUUGCAUGGUCGAGAUGGACGAAGCUUCUCCAAUCUAUUGAUUUACAUCAUAGUCGGUCUCUCGAUCGUCUUUAUCACUGCCAUAUCGGUGGUGGUCGUAGUGUGCUGUAAACGUAAUCCAAGCUCUCCAGAUCGAAAGAAAGGAUAUAUGAAAGAUACGAAUCAGAAGACGAAUAUCAAGCCGCCAGAUUUGUGGAUUCAUCACGAUCAAAUGGAGCUGAAAGCGCUUGAGAAAUCAUCUCUGAACGGUGAAGCUUCCACUAGCGGCGUCACCAGUAAUACAUUACCUAGGUCUGGAAAUCCAGACUAUAAUCCAGAUAAUAUACACGGGAAUUCCAGUUCGCUGGAUAAGCGUACUUACGUGCCAAGUUAUAUGGGUAACACCGACGAGAAGUGCUCGACCCUGAGCAGACAGCACAGUCGUGGAAGCCACAAACCUAAAUUAAUUACACUCCCCGACAGUACACCUUUGCAUCAGCAUUUAAAUGUAAACACGAUUCAUGAUAAUUCUGCAGAAUGUAGUGAAAAUAUUCCUCCAUCUGAAAAGGAUAGUCAUGUGUCACAAGUGACAGUAAGGCCAACGAUGUCUGGGAGUCCGUACAAAAAACCACAAGGUUCGACGUCGCAAUUAACAAAGAAUCGCUUAGCCUCUGUGCCAAAUGCGGCACACACUUCGGAGGAAGUUGAACGGUUAAAGCCUUCGUACAGCACUGAAGAAUUGAAUCAGGAAAUGGCCAACUUAGAGGGUCUUAUGAAAGAUCUGAAUGCCAUAACAGCAUCGGAAUUCGAAUGCUAAAGUAGGUUCCUAAGCCUUGUGCCAUCCUAAAACUGAUGGAUAGACUGCAACGCCGUGUUCUCUCAAUGUUAGUACCCGAGAGGUAAAUUGACUGUCACACUUUUUUUUGCUAUUUAUCGCUGAAUUCUUUCCCAGUGAAUUUUGAAUUCGCCAUUUUGAGAUCGCGCGUAGAAGAAAAGCGAAUAUUGUACAGUUAAUUAGCGUCGAUGAACGGCGCAAUUAAUGCGCGAUCCAGAUGUUAAUUGGGACACGUGCAAAUCAACGGCUUGCGCCGCGGGAAUUCCGUCACGUUUCCGUUCUCUCCGGUACUAGCGUUGCUUAUCCUGGGCGUGUAAAACUCCAAUAUUGUACUUGCCAACGUAAUCCGACGUCGCGUUUUCGCGGCGUAUU